CGCCGGUAUGAUCUAGUGUGAGGAUCGGUAAAGCCAUAAAAAAAAACUUCUUACGAGAAAAUUUAGUCUCAAGGAACAGUUUAAAAAAAUUCGCGAAAUGCACUUCGCGAAUAAAUCGGAUAAAAUGCAUAAUCAGAAACGACUAUCGCUAAAACAUCAGAUAGUCGAUGUUCCAAUUUAUUCACCAUGUCACACCGUGUUGGUGGAUUCGGGAAACACAGGCGAAACACUAGACAGAUGUGAGACAAAGUCGGACAAAUGCGAUCGUUUAAAAUUUUGCGGAAAGGAAUGCAUUGCUGUUACUGUAAUAAUCUCUGUGGUGCUGAUCGUGACUUUGUUGAGGCUUGCUCUUAUUUUUUUCGUGAAUAAAACUUUAGAUCCUCUUCAUUGGGAAUCAAACAUGGAUCGGUUCAUCGAGCUCAGCGAGCUUGACGCUAAACCGAUGGUGGAAAGAGAGUUUAUUGAAAAUCCAUUUUUCAACGAUCAGAUGAACCUCACGAAUCAGAUAAUGCAAGCAGAAAGCGAUGCGCUUUCUUACAUAUAUAACAUUGAUGCGACGAAUGAAGGUGACACGCGUUCCAAACGAGAGAUAUCACGCGCGAGGAGAGACUGCGAGAUGAGCGCUGAACGUUGCGGGAUGCUGUUACACACGAUGGAAAGUUAUUUAAAGAAUCUCAAGAAUAAUGUACUAAACGACGAAUAUCCCGUGGCCGUAUCGGACAUUUUAAAAUGUCUGAAAUGCAAGGCGCAGUUGACUGACGCGAAUAAAUUCAACGAGGAUCCUACGCCGCGAUCGCAAGAUCAAUAUUUCUCUCAUGACUACGCCGAGCAAAAUCGCUCGAGCGAUUCCGGUAUCACCGCUAUCAAAUUGCUGGAUAACGAAGAGGCUAAACGGACGGAAAUUAAUCGAACGGAAGCGGCGAAAAUUCAAAUGACGGUGACGGAAUCGCUUAUAAACGAUGUAUCGCAGAAUUCUGCGAAUGAAUCAUUAAAAAACAUCGAUAUAUCGAAAAUUACCACUAUAUCGAUUGAUCGUACAAAUUACAACGGAAGUCAGCAGGUAGAUACAAAUACGACUGGCAUUAAUAACAGCUCGACGACGAGUAUAAACGACGAACAGCCGGACGAUGAUCUAAUCGACUCGCGUACGAUGACAACCCAAAUCGAUGAAAGCAGUUCUUCCGCUGUAUCAAACUCCGAUCAACAAACUGAAAGCGAAGGUGCAACAAAUGAAACCGUAACGCUGCAGUUUGAUACGACAGAGUCGAGUAGCACGACGCAAUAUAAUGUUACGGAAGACGAUGCAAUAUCCAAAGGAACCGUAGAUUAUUCGGUAGGAUCAACUGAAACGAAUACGCGGUAUCCCGUCGAUCUCGCAAAACAAAUUACAAUUGCUGAAAACGUGACGAGUAUGCCAGCAGGAUACGACGUGACCGGAAUCGACAGCGAUGAUGACAGCACGGGGCAUCCUUCGGUGCAACCUUCGUUCGAAGGACACCCGGAAAAUCAAUUGGCUACAACGGUAAACGUUUCAGAAUCGACGGAGGAUCACAGUGUUUUCAGUGAAUUCACAUCGGACGAUUAUUCUGAAACGGAGAACAGCAGCGAGUCGAUCCAAGCAACUACCGAGAGUACGAAAUCCUUCCAGCAUUUGCAGAUGUUACAUCCCGUCUGCAUCUUUGAUUAUUCAGUUAGCCAAUCUUCCAAUAUGCCUCCUCCAGCGUCCUCUUAUCCAGAUUCGUCCGAUCCUUCCAUCACGCAAAAUCGUGAGUUUCCGUUCCAGAAAUCUCCUUAUCGUGGUUUCCCGUCGUCGAAUUACAUGCAAUUACAGGCAAAUACGAUGCAAUUUAUACCGGGAUUCGGUUAUGCCGGCAAUCUGCCGCAAGCUCAGCCGGCGGAACAAGGUCCUAUGGGAUCCGGCGCAUCAAAGGUAUCGCCGAUCACGCUCGAUCAACAGUCGAUGGCAAAGACGCCGUACUUUUGCGGCUACAUGUCAUUGCCGAUUCUUCACUUUUCGUCGAUCUCCGACACGUUGCAAUCUGAUCGCUCCUCUGUUGAUAAAGCGAAGGAUUCUCCGCCGGAAGAACCGCGAAAGCUUUUUCAAAAGGACGGAACUGUCGUAUCGCAGGACUAUUCAGCGUACAAAUGUCCCCAAAAUUAUUAUCAAUGCGAUAAUUUAUUCUGCAUUCCGGAGAUGAAUAGAUGCGAUGGCCGUGCUAAUUGCUUUGAUGUCAGCGACGAGAUGAAUUGCUCUUGCAGGGAUCGGGUAUUACGAGAUCAAAUUUGUGACGGUUAUUUUGAUUGUCCACAUGGAGAGGACGAGCUCGGCUGUUUCGAUUGCCCGGCAGACUCUUUUAGUUGUAAUUACGACUCGUACAAUCCUCUACGGCAUAAUUGUGUGCCACUUUCGCAACGUUGCGACGGUAUUAAACAAUGUUCUGACGGAAAAGACGAGCUGGACUGUACUAUACUUUCGGAAUCAUACAUAAGUCCAAAAGAUAUAUCUACCGUUGGUUAUACUCAAGGAUAUUUGCAUAAAAACGUACAAGGACAAUGGUAUCCCGUUUGUUCGGUCACAUCUUCCUGGGCGAUUGAUGCUUGUCUUUCGGAAAUUGGUCAACCGCUAACAGCAAUACCGGAUAUACAAAUCGUACGUGUGCCUGAAAAUGUCUUUCGAGAUCCUUACGUAAAAGAAAUCGACGGUCAGAUAAAAUUGACAUCGUGUUCGGGUACAGCAAUAUUCGUGAGGUGUCCGCCGUUACCAUGCGGCAUAAAAACUAUCCCGUAUCAGGAUUCCUUCCGUACUGUCGACGCAAUGAGAAACGAUUAUGUAUACAAAAGACAGGGAAAGGAACAACACGUCUUGUAUAAGUUCAAUAAGCUUUAUCAGGAAACGCUGGGGCUAUUGGACACGAAACAUUCGGCGUUCGAGAAAAAAGAGCAAAAUGAAAACGAUACUCUCGUUGGAGCGCAAUCGCGAGUAGUCGGCGGUCGAGCUAGUCAGCCCAAAGCCUGGCCAUUUUUGGUUGCCAUUUACAAAGACGGUCGUUUCCACUGCGGUGGUGUUAUUCUCAGUGAAAUCCACGUACUCACCGCGAGUCACUGCAUGGAAGGAUACGAAAAACACUAUUACGAAAUACAAGCCGGCACCUUCAGACGGUUUUCAUUUUCACCGACGACUCAAUCGAGGAAAGCGAGAUUUGUGAUUACUCAUCCUGAGUACGAAAGUGAAAAUAUGCAGAAUGACAUAUCGAUUAUCAUGCUGGAUAAACCAUUCCUUUUCAACCGAUGGGUCCGUCAGGUUUGCUUACCGUCUUCAAGCAUCCUGGGCUCUGAAUGGAAUGAGGAACCAUCACCACUAUCUAUGUGCAUUGCUAUCGGAUGGGGAGCCUUAAGAGAAGAUGGACCAAAUUCGGAUUAUUUGCGAGAAGUAGAAGUACCGAUUUUGCCAGGGUGCAAUCAUCUGCCCGAUCAGAAUAACGCCACGAUCUGCGCAGGAUAUCCUGAGGGUGGCCAGGAUACCUGUCAGGGUGACAGUGGUGGUCCUUUGAUGUGCAGAAAUCGAAAUUUUGGCUCACAAUGGUAUGUAGCGGGCCUAGUCAGCCACGGUGAGGGAUGUGCACGUCCGAACGAGCCUGGUGUUUACAUGAAAAUAAGUUAUUUCUUGGACUGGAUUCAUCAAAUGUCUAAUAUGUUAAAUAAUUUUACGGAACCCUUUAACAAUGAUAAAAGACCUUUGGCCAAUUGUCCAACAUUUAGCUGCGACGACGGAAGGUGUUUGCCGAUAGAACAACAUUGCAAUCGAAUUAUAGAUUGUUUGAACGGAGAAGAUGAAAUCCAAUGUUACCCGUUUGAGGACCCGUUUGAGGUAUCGCCUCCGAAUAUGAAUAAUGGCAUGUAUAGACAAUCGGAUAAUAAUUUCAAUAAAGAGAUUGUGAAAUCACGAGCAGAUGAAACAUUCGACAAUAAUAUGAAAAAUCAAAUAACCACGGAAGCAAUUCCCAUCUCUACUUCUUACCGUUUCUUCUACAAAACGCAGACUGAUAUUGACGAAGAUUCUAGUACGUCGAAUGUUUUUGCAAUUAAUCCUAAAACAACAAACGUUAGAUUAACGUUCACGUGUAAAAGAUUGAUUCAAACUAUAACGAUCGAUAAGAGAUGCGAUAGGCACUUAGAUUGCGAGGAUGCCACCGAUGAAGAGGAUUGCACGUGUCGAGAUUAUCUGUCAAAUCUGCAAUCAACGGCGAUUUGCGAUGGACGUGUUGAUUGCGACGAUGAAACGGACGAAAAAGAUUGCGAUAUAUGCAGAGACGACGAGUAUUACUGCAGCAGGAGUGAAGGGUGCAUCCCGAUAACGAAUAGAUGCGACGGCAAUUUUGAUUGCCCUCUGAGCGAGGACGAACUCGAUUGCCUUACACUGACCAACGGAGAAUACGUGAACGUAGACAGCGAUGAUCAGACAGUUUUAAACAGGGAGGGUUUACUCAGUAGAUACUACAAUGGGGCGUGGCAUGUACAGUGUCUUGAAGCAGAGAUACUGGAUAAUAAUACCGUAACGUCGACAAUCGGACGGAACUUAUGCGAAUAUCUUGGGUUUGCAAAUGUGCAAUCAACGCAUAAAGUCGUCGCGAACAAGACAAUGCUGGAAACGAGAUCCUGGCGAAGGUGGGAUAACAUUACAAGUUACGAAUCUUCGUCGUCAAGCGAGGAAGACGGGACCUGUACGACGUUACAGAUUCGCUGCAGACAGGUUUUAAGCAGCAGUGCCGACACGCACCUGAUCGUCGAUCCAAGAACCGGGAAUUAUACCUACCUGUGGCCAUGGCUGGCCGCUAUUUUCGUCGACGGCCGUUAUCGCUGCUCGGCCUUACUCCUGGAACCAAACUGGCUUCUGUCCAGCUCAAGCUGUACGAAAGAUAUAAAAUUAUCGAUGAAUUAUACGACAGCCCUGCUUGGACAAAGCCGCUCGUAUCUCUACGUCGACGGACCUCAUCAACAGAUCUCGGUCGUUGACGAAAUCAGGAACGUGAAAACAUCGGAGGUCUCGUUGUUCCAUUUGAAAACUGCAGUAAAUUUUACCCGUCAUGUCCGGCCACUAUUUCUAGAAAAGAAAAUCUACCCGCCAGCGAGCAACGAUUUAUGCGUUGCUGUCGCCACAGACAAGGAACACGUGACACAAUCAAUCUUUCUACAACCGGUCCUUCAAAAUUGCAACAAUUGUUAUCGCUGCUUCGUUAAAACUGCAAAUUUCGAAUGUCCGAUCAAUGAAACUUCGUCGAAUUGGAGCGGAACGGUGUUCUGUCGCAGCGAGAAGGGAUGGUAUCCCGCUGCAGUAUUUCACGAAAUCGACGACUUGUGCAGUUUCCGAAGCAUGCGAAAUUUGACAAGCAUCGAUUACAUCCACGCUUUCCUCAUGCAUAUUCUGGAGACGGACCCGGAGCCGACAUCUGAACCGAUGUGCAACGGGGUUCGAUGCAACAUCGGACAGUGCGUUCCUUGGAGUCAGGUAUGUGACGGUGUAGGUGACUGUCGAGAUGAUUCGGAUGAGAAAGACGAAAUGUGCAUGGGUGAAGUGCAACAGACUAGUGGUAGUGACAAAUUUAAAAAAUGCGCAAAGUCGGAGUUGCGGUGCAGGAAUGGCGAGUGCGUCUCGAAGAGCGCUUUCUGUGACGCUAAAGUAGACUGCUCAGAUGGAACAGACGAACCCAUAACGUGCACGUGCGCGGAAUAUUUAAGGCUAACAAUACCGGAACGGUUGUGCGACGGUGUGCGACAUUGUCUCGAUAAAAGCGACGAGUCGCCGGAAAUGUGUCAAUGCACACAAACCAGCUUCAAAUGCAACGCAGUAAGCGACAAUAUUACCUGCAUCUCGCAAGAUUUCGUGUGCGAUGGUGACGAAGAUUGUCUGAAUGGCGAAGAUGAAAUGGAAUGCAGAAAGAUCGAAAAAUCGACGGAUGACAGGCCUGGCACAGGAGAAGUGAUGCAACGAUCCUACGGCGUAUGGCAUUCUCAAUGCUUUUCGUUACCAGUAACAUCGCAGGAAGAAGCAAAGAUUGUAUGCCAAAAAAAUGGCUACACAAAUGGAAGUAUCGAUUCUGAAAAUCAAACUUUGAGCGAGCCUGUUAUUCCGUCUCGCGAUGAUUUUUAUAUGAUACGAUUAAAUUCGUAUACGUGGAUAACAAUGCGCGAUGAUAAACCGCUUAUAUCUUUGGUCCGACCGAAAGAAUCUUGCUAUCGUCUCUUCGUCACAUGUAAUUGAUAAAAGGCAUAAAAAGUUAAGGUAAUCUCGUUAGAAUACUUUCAUCUCCAUAUUCUAUUUACGAUGACUGAAGGAAGAUAACAUAUUUUUUUCAUUUUAAAAAUUAAUGUAGGGAACGUAAAACAUGAUCCAAUUUCAUACAUCUUUAAUUUAUUUAAUUAAUGAGAUUACAAACAAAAUGAAUGAGUCAUGUUAAAAAAGAUUUUUUUAAUUAAAUAAAAAUAAAUUUAUUAUAUUUAUAUUUUUAUGUUUAUCUCUAUAUAUAACAUUAAACUAUGUGAUAUUUUCCAUAAUUUGCAGUUUAAGUAUCUUAAUAUCGAUUUCUACAAUUUCGUACAUUAUAUAAGAUAAAAUCUAUGUUUUCUAUUUCUCUAAAAUAGUGAAUAUAAUGGUCUUAAAAUGUACAGAUAUACAUAUUGUGUCUGUAUUAAUGAAUAAGAAGUGUUGUAUAUAAAAUAUGAAAUAUACAUUUUUGUGCCUUUUUAUCCCACAACAAAAAAUUCAAAUAUCUGUGUCGCGAAAGUAAUAUUCUCGAACGAUGUAAUUGAAUUUUCUAAUACCGUGAUACGAUCGCUAUCGAGAACGUAUACGUGUAUGCGUAGGAAAUAAUGCGAAUUAGUCAUUUCGGGAAUGCGAAUUAGUCACUUCAGGCACUCUUUUCCGCCGUUCCAUAACAUUCAAAGGAGCCGGGGACGCAGUCGUUUACCAGCAAAUAUUUUUAUAUGCAAGAUAUUAACCUUUUUUUUUGUUACAUAAAGGUAUGAGAGACAAUUCGGAUCUGUUUAUAUAUUGACUGAUGUUUUGAUAUAAUCUUAUUUACAGACUGCACAAUUACAUAGGUGUUAUAGGACAAUAUCAACAAUGGCGGGAGAACAACAGCAGUUUUUUUUUUU
Formica exsecta is the source of this 7152-nucleotide messenger RNA. It is a transcript of the gene ndl, whose product is annotated as serine protease nudel-like. The transcript is spliced from 25 exons. Gene Ontology annotation, cellular component: plasma membrane. Lineage: Eukaryota; Metazoa; Arthropoda; Insecta; Hymenoptera; Formicidae. Gene Ontology annotation, molecular function: protein binding; serine-type endopeptidase activity. The record is from RefSeq and is a predicted model, not a curated record. Bases 98 to 6259 code for a protein of 2053 amino acids. Gene Ontology annotation, biological process: proteolysis.